AUGUGGGACCUGACCAUUUUGCUAGUCGUUUUGCCCUGCCAGAGCUGUAUGGCGGAAUAUCUGGGUACAUUCAUCUCAUCACAGAUUGUUCAUUUGCCGGAAUCGCAGGGCUUGUGCAAAUGGAUCAGGGGGUCGGGUCCCUCUUUUUUGACAAUCACUACCAAUACCACUGGCAAUUAUUCGCAGGUGUACAUUCCGAAAGUGGAUUCAAUUGAAUUUAUCCCAGGACUCUACAGUUACUUAUGCUUUAAUAAUGAUACAAAUAAGACACCAGUUACUGCUGAAUUUCAUAUCUACCGGCCUCCUAUGACUCUGGAGGUUGAGGUCUAUUCUUUCAGACAGAAUGAUGAAUCUUUUCUUAUUACCUGUAAACCAUUCUCUUCACAUUUCCCCAAGGAGCGGUUUAACGAAGAGCGUAUAUGUAUAAUUAAAGCAUCUUGGCCAUAUCAUUUUACUUGUAAUAACCAAUCCAACUUGAUCUGGGAAGAGGGCCCUGAAUCCAUGCCAGGAAUGCACAAAUUAUACUGCGACAUAGAUCAUAUUCUAAAUGAUUCCUCGGCUCCCACAAAGUAUAUUCAAAUGUCGGUAAAAACACAAAUCUACUUGGAUACCGGAUUCCAGUACAAUGGAGACUGGAAAGGAAUACCUUUCAUCUUUGACUACCCCUUGCUGGUCCCGAGAUUCCACCAUCCGAAUGUAGAAAUAAUUCGGACAGAUUUGAACAAGUUUCCCUGCUUAGCGAACUUCACGGAGGCGGAAGCAUAUCGUUUGCUGCCGACAGAGGUUGUGUGUGAACUUAUCAAUUGUCCUGACUCUGAUAUGAUCAGGACGUAUCUGCUCGAAGUUAACAACUCAUAUAAUUCAACGUUUAACUCACAAAACAACUCAGUUGUCAUAUCUAGUGAGUCUGUUGGACAUUACACGGUCCGAUGCACCAUCACGAUGCUUACAGUAAAAUAUAUACCCGUUUACCAGCACUCAGCUGUGUACAACUUCCAAGCUUUAAAACUAUUCAUCUCGCCUGAAAAGCAGUGGGAGUUCCGCUACGACGAGCAGGUCACCUGCAAUUUGAUGUCGAUCAGCCGAUUACGCUCGAAGCUGAGCUGGAGUUUAAGUCGAUUGGAAAAGGUGAAGGAGGUUAAGCCCGUCACACACACGGACGAGGACCAUUUGGAUGACUUGAAAAGAGUCGACGCAAAUUCUUCAACUAUCCACUUCGCUCGGCCUCUCUUCUUCGCAGACGAAGUGGGCUUUCCUGGCAUGUUCAAUGCCACCUGCGCAGUGUACUGGUUCCACGAUAAUAAGCAGCACGAAGUCAGCUUCCUACUCACAUUUCUGCCUCGGCCCAACUGGAUAUUUAUACAGCCGGAUCGUGUGGAUCUGCAACUCGGCGAGCUGGUGGCGUGUCUUUGUGGUCACCGGGGUUCUCUGGACGCCCAGGGGGACUACCAACUUUAUGCACAGGCAGGUGCAACCCGCGUGUUCUGGGUAUCUCCAGGGAAAUUAAACUCUAAUUACUCCACGUCAGAGUUAACAAUAAAUGAAAACACAUUCCAACUAAAAGAGCCACCCCAAAACCGCCUAGUCACCUUCCAAUGUGUUUGUGAGGCUUUGGAUAGGGAAAACCAAGUGAUACUGUUGCUUCAGCGGACAUUUAAUUUUUACGUUAUUUUUGAAGUUCCCGUUUACCUUAACCCGGACCGACAGUGCUACUUGCCAGGUGAGCCGAUCUCACUGUCCGUCCAUGAUGCAGUCAAGCUGAAGGCUUAUCUUGCUCUCUGGGGCAACAAGGCCAGGUUGCGAUACAGCACCGUCACUGACCUCAAUGAGAUAGACACACCAAAGUCAACACAUGAGAGUAUCUUAUCUCUGGACUACCAAAUUGUCUGGCGCAACAAAAGCUCCAUACUAACAGGAAACAAAAUAAAAGUCAAGGUGUGCCAAUUCAGAGAGAAGUCUGAAAACGCCGAAGAUGAUCAAGCAGGCAAGGUAUAUAUCGAUUUUUUUUAG
This is a messenger RNA of Protopolystoma xenopodis, 2010 nucleotides long. NCBI's taxonomy places the organism in Eukaryota, Metazoa, Platyhelminthes, Monogenea, Polystomatidea, Polystomatidae. The record is from the annotation of a GenBank genome assembly.